Molecule: messenger RNA, 3676 nt
Organism: Lagopus leucura (white-tailed ptarmigan)
Lineage: Eukaryota; Metazoa; Chordata; Aves; Galliformes; Phasianidae
Gene: AGPAT5
Product: 1-acylglycerol-3-phosphate O-acyltransferase 5
Exons: 8
Coding region: 239-1336 (365 amino acids)
Cellular component (GO): endomembrane system; mitochondrion
Molecular function (GO): acyltransferase activity
Source: RefSeq, a predicted model, not a curated record
CAAUAUGGUGGCGGAGGCGGCGUUCGGGGAGCCGUGAGCCGGUGCCCGCUCCGCGCCUCCCUGCUUGGGGCGGCCGCUACUGCUGCUUUCCCCCUCCGCCCACCGGCUCUGCUCUGCCCUGCUCUGCCCUGCUCUGCCCUACCCAGCGCGUUGGCGAUGGGGCCGGCGGGCCCGGCGGGCCGUGUCUGAGCGCGCUGCCCAUGUGGGUGUCCCGGUGAGGCCGGGAGCGAGCGGGAAGAUGCUGCUGUCGUUGGUGCUGCACACAUACUCCAUGCGUUACUUCCUGCCCGCCGCCGUCAUGAUGGGCACGGCGCCCACCUACGUGCUGGCCUGGGGCGCCUGGCGCCUGCUCUCCGCCGUCCUCCCCGCCCGCUUCUACCGCGAGGUGGACGACCGUCUGUACACCAUCUACCAGAGCAUGGUGCUCUUCUUCUUCGAGAACUACGCGGGCGUGCAGGUAAUAAUCUAUGGGGAUUUGCCAAAAAAUAAAGAAAAUAUAAUAUAUUUAUCAAAUCAUCAGUGUACAGUUGACUGGAUUAUUGCGGACAUGUUGGCAAUUAGGCAGAAUGCACUUGGGCAUGUCCGAUAUGUUUUGAAAGAUGGAUUAAAGUGGCUUCCGUUGUACGGGUGGUAUUUUUCACAGCAUGGAGGAGUCUAUGUAAAAAGAAGUGCCAAAUUCAAUGAAAAAGAAAUGAGAGGGAAGUUGCGGGCCCAGAUGAAAGCUGAGACUCCGAUGUUUUUAGUGAUCUUUCCAGAGGGGACUCGUUACAAUCCAGAGAUACCAAAAGUCAUUGCAGACAGUCAAUCAUUUGCUGAAAAAGAAGGUCUUGCUGUAUUGAAACAUGUGCUAACACCACGUGUGAAGGCAACUCAUGUAGCAAUCGACACAAUGAAAGACUAUCUGGAUGCAGUGUAUGAUGUGACUGUGGCAUAUGAAGGUACUGUGGACCACAAAGGACAAAGGAAACUGGCACCAUCUAUGACAGAGUUUCUUUGCAAGGAAUGCCCAAGAGUUCAUAUUUUCAUUGAUCGAAUUGAACUGAAGGACAUUCCAGAAGAGCAGAUGUAUAUGAGAAGGUGGCUUCAUGAACGUUUUGAAAUAAAGGAUAAGUUACUAAUAGAGUUUUAUGAUGCAAAGGAUUCUAAAAGAAGAAACAAGUUCCCUGGAAAAAGCGUUCAUUCCAAAUUAAGCCUCAAGAAAACUUUGCCAUCUUUGCUGUUUCUAGGUGGCCUGACUGCUAGUAUGCUUCUGACAGAAUCUGGAAGGAAACUUUAUGUAAAAACGUGGAUAUAUGGGACUUUAAUUGGCUGCCUGUGGGUUAGCAUUAAACCAUAAGCAGAUGUUAGUCUCCAGUCAGUGGGAUGUGCUGUCUUUUCUUGCACAUUGCACCAAACUUUUUCCCAAAUUUAUAGUAAAAACGUGUAAAUAAAGCCUUAUCGACUGAACAUUGGAAAUAAUAGAAUUUGUGACCUAAGCCUCUGUGUGGUUGGUCUGGGGAAAAUAAAUGUAGUUUUUUCAAAUUUGCUACUCAUUUUUGCUGGAAUAAAGGCAGAUAAACUGGGUCGUAUGAUAAAUGGCUUUCCCUGUGAACUAACACCCAUCUCUAUCUGCAGAUGAAGUAUGAGUUAUGCGUAAGGGUGUCUUAAGUGGACCUGUGAAUGUAUUUACAGAGAUUAAUUUAGGUUAUAUAUUUAUUCUUCUGAUAUUCAUGUUGAAUUUUUGUUACUCCUCGGUGCAUUGCAGCAGCUCAGUUGCAUCUGACCCAGUUGUAUCGCAAGUAAAAUCAAAACCUCUUUUUCUCUGGAAUGUUGUUUUUCAGUUUUAACUAAAUGCUGUGUUCUCAGAACAGGCCUGGAAAGCUGGCAAAUCGUGAGACGCUCCCUAAAGCAGAAAGAAACGUUCAUGGGGAAGGAGCUCUGUUUAUCUAGUGCAUGAUUUUUGAUUCUAUUGCAGUAUUAGCCCAUUAUUUUACAUAUGCAAAACAUUAAACCUUACUGAGCAAACAGCUUAUUUUGCGCACCCUGUAUCUGUGCAUAAGAGGAAUGUGUGCAGCAUAAUGACGUGGUUCUUUAUCUUGUGGCCUGGCCGGGCUGUAGCCUCCCUUGUGUCUGCGUUGCCCGCAGUGCUCCGGGCCUUCAGCUGGGUUCACAGAACCACCGUGUCCACGUGCCAUAAGCAGCAGUGAGCGCUCGCAGCUCCCUGUUACCUCACCAGCGCUGGGUGUGAGCUGUGCCCUCUGGGUAGCACAGCUGGCAGACCCACGGUAGCUUCAGGAGCGUGGGUUAUGGUAGCAAGCAACCUUCAGGUGUCCCUGUGAAACACGAAGCACGUGCCUUUUCCUGCUAGUCUGACUUAGCCUGAUGUCUCAUAAGCUGGCACCCACCUCACUGUCGUAGCAUCACGUUAGAUUUCCAAGCCAUCCCAGGCGAUGCAGAUUUCAGGGGGACUGAAGUUACGGGGUUGAUGAAUACGACUUGCACAGCAGUCUAGGAGUGAAAGAAAUGGGCAUCCUUUCACCUGCCUGAAAAUGUACUUCUAAAAGCAGAAUCACCAAACCCUCACUACCAGAAAGCCUGUGAUUGCCACGGCUGGGAUUUUGGUUGGGGAAAUGCCAUUUCUUGGUAUCAAGGGAAUUGUCCAUAUGUACAGCAGCGGGGUAGGAAAGAGGAUGUAUUUUAGCUUAUUCCACUAAGGAGUCAGACUCCCUGUGUGAAAAUGAUGAAAGAACUAGAGAAUAUUUUUGUAUCACACUUGCAAGCUUUAAACGUGCACCUCUUUUUCGCUUUGGUAUGAUUUGUAUUGCAUUAAAGCCCACCGUGAAUUAAAAUCUCUCUCUUAAGAUUAUAACUCCAUUUUUCAGAUUCCACUGUUGCCAGUUAAUUGGAGAUACUGCUUCUACUGUGGAUUCUGUUUCUUGUUGGCGUUUUGUUUUGUUUGAUAGAAUGAUGACAGUUCCACCUUAAAAUCAUUCGGUACAGCUUUCAGGUUGCAGCUCUGUGUCCUCCCAUAAUGGAUUUUGUCACCGGAGUUAUUUAUAUCGGUGAUUGAUUCAGGAUAUGUUGAUGAACCGUGUUAAAAACAAUGACUGGGAACAAUGUUGAAAAACAGUAUUGUUAUGAGGCUGUGAAACCAGAAGAAAAAAAAAAAAAGCCAUUUUAUGUAACAGCCAAAUGUGCUCACAUGUAGCUCUUCCUAUGCUCCGCUGACCAUUGCCAGUGAGUGUAACCUGAAGGCAGUGUUAUCCAGUUAGUUUGAUUUGGAAUCGUGGAAUGAAAUUCUACUCUGUCAUGAUUAAAUUUCUUUGUAGCAGCUAAGAAUAACAUUUAAUUACACAUCAGAAGUAUGCGCAGACAGCUUAACUCAUCUGUAGAAAAAUAAAUGCUGUUCUGGAGAGACUAAUUACCACAAAAUACUGGACUUCUCUUACUGUUUACUUGUCAGGAAUAUAAUUGACACAGUGCAACAAGCAGGAUGUUUAUUUUGAAUGUUACUUUCUAUGUUACUCUUAGUUGUUGGUUUUUUUUCUUCCUUGCAAUUAAUUUAUAAAGUUUUGAAACUGUAAUUUGCUGAUGUAUUUGGCACUGGGAGUAUCACAUGCUAUUUCUAAAUAUGCACUGAUAUUAACUUGAAAUAUUUCUUCAUUAAAAUAAGAAGAGCUGAUGCUCAGUCAACUUU